AUGUCAAAAUGGCUCAAGGAGUGCUAUUCGUCCGUUGACCACUACUCCUGUCAUGACAAGCCGCCAAGAAAAAAAUUCCAGCUGCCUAGUAGGGUGAUUGAUGUUGGUCCGUCUAAUGGAUCGAGAGCGCCAUAUCUUCUAGAACCCAACGGCAGUUAUGGCAGCUACGUGGUCUUGUCGCAUUGUUGGGGUAACUACCAACCAUUUGUAACCAACAGUGAAACCCUGAAACAAAACCUGAAGUAUAUCUCUCUACUGUCACUCCCGAAGACAUUCAGGGAUGCAAUUUACAUCACCAGAGGGCUGGGAAUUCGCUAUCUCUGGGUUGACAGCUUAUGUAUACUUCAAGGAGAUGCAGUAGACUGGGAAUCUGAAUCGGCGAAUAUGAUUCGGAUUUAUCAGAAUGCAACACUUGCUCUCGCUGCGACAGCCGCCGCUGAUAGCAGGCAAGGCUGCUGCUUCAAACGCCAGCUGUCUUCUCUCAACUCGAUUCUCGAAGCGCCUCUCAAUCAACGUGCAUGGGUAUUGCAAGAACUCUUACUCUCAUCGCGGGUUAUUCACUUUGCUCAGGACCAAAUGUACUGGCAAUACUCGAGCAGGCUAGCCUCCGAAGAUGGCCUCCUGGACAAUAAGCUUGUCGAAUGGUGGGAUGUAGACAUAUCACGAGACUACUGGUGGACGAUUGUCGAAGAAUACAGCAGACGAAGUCUCACCCAUCGACGUGAUAGAUUGCCAGCACUGGCUGGAUUGACGGAGUUCUUUCAGAUUCGUACUGGAGAUUCCCCUUUGGCUGGUUUGUGGCAAGAAGACCUUCUAUUUGGGCUUAUGUGGCAUGUUCGUGAACCGGUUGAAUCACCGGUGAGCUCUGACAUACCAUCAUGGUCUUGGGCUUCGAUAGAGGGAUCCAUC
This is a messenger RNA of Hyaloscypha bicolor E, 909 nucleotides long. Its product is annotated as HET-domain-containing protein. The annotation marks the transcript as partial. Lineage: Eukaryota; Fungi; Ascomycota; Leotiomycetes; Helotiales; Hyaloscyphaceae. The transcript has 3 exons. The record is from RefSeq and is a predicted model, not a curated record.